Rosa chinensis is the source of this 1161-nucleotide messenger RNA. Its product is annotated as xyloglucan endotransglucosylase/hydrolase 2. Gene Ontology annotation, biological process: xyloglucan metabolic process; cell wall biogenesis. Gene Ontology annotation, molecular function: hydrolase activity, hydrolyzing O-glycosyl compounds; xyloglucan:xyloglucosyl transferase activity. NCBI's taxonomy places the organism in Eukaryota, Viridiplantae, Streptophyta, Magnoliopsida, Rosales, Rosaceae. Gene Ontology annotation, cellular component: apoplast; cell wall. Bases 34 to 918 code for a protein of 294 amino acids. The record is from RefSeq and is a predicted model, not a curated record. The transcript has 3 exons.
UAAUAUUCCUCGGACCCCUACAAUUGUGCAAAGAUGUUGAAGAUCGUCUUGUUCUUUCUGUCUGUGAGUUGUUCAUUCAUGGCUGCUGCUUCAGCUGGUAAUUUCUACCGGGAUUUCGACCUAACUUGGGGAGACCAUCGAGCUAAGAUACUCGACGGAGGAAACCUCCUCACUCUUUCUCUCGACCAAAUCUCUGGCUCUGGGUUUCAGUCCAAGAGAGAAUAUCUUUUCGGCAGAAUCGACAUGCAGCUUAAGCUUGUCGCCGGCAACUCCGCCGGCACCGUCACCGCUUACUAUUUGUCUUCAGAAGGGCCGAAUCACGAUGAGAUUGAUUUUGAGUUUUUGGGGAACUUGAGUGGAGAUCCUUAUAUUGUCCAUACGAACGUUUAUACACAAGGGAAAGGGGGUAGAGAGCAACAAUUCUACCUAUGGUUCGACCCAACAAAAAACUUUCACACAUACUCAAUCCUUUGGAAUCCCCAACGUAUCAUAUUCUUGGUGGAUAACACACCCAUUAGAGUGUUCAACAACGAGGAAUCAAUUGGAGUUGGCUUCCCCAAGAAGCAACCCAUGAAGCUCUACUCGAGUCUCUGGAACGCGGACCAAUGGGCAACAAAAGGCGGGCUAAUCAAAACCGACUGGUCCAAGGCUCCAUUCACAGCCUACUACAAAAGCUUCAACGCCAAUGCCUGUGUUUGGUCUCGGGGUUCUUCAUCGUGUGCCAACUCCAAAAGUACCCAAAGACCAGAUGGCUUCGGCAUCAACAACAACAAUGGUUGGCAGACUCAAGGGCUUAAUGCACCUGGUCGAAGAAGACUGAGAUGGGUGCAGAGAUACUACAUGAUUUAUAACUAUUGCACUGAUUUGAAGCGAUUCCCUCAGGGUCGGCCAAGGGAGUGUAGGCGUUCUAGGUUUUAGACAAAUGUACAUGAUAUAUAUGUUGUGUUUAUUAUCAGUAUUAUGUAUGUUUUGCUAGCUUGGGCCUUUCUUUUGUAAUUUUUUUUCAAAGUUCAUAAAGUCUGCGUAUUCGAUCUGUUUGGGCUGUGGAGGGGCAUGACCUCCUAGUUACUACUUACUACCAUAUGUAAGGUACUUAAUAACACUUGAUAACAUUACCAUAUAAAGUGGGUUUUCUAAGGAGAGCAAUAAUUGUAAACUUUA